Molecule: messenger RNA, 1350 nt
Organism: Juglans regia (Persian walnut)
Lineage: Eukaryota; Viridiplantae; Streptophyta; Magnoliopsida; Fagales; Juglandaceae
Product: probable serine/threonine-protein kinase WNK11
Exons: 3
Coding region: 330-1226 (298 amino acids)
Biological process (GO): intracellular signal transduction; protein phosphorylation
Cellular component (GO): cytoplasm
Molecular function (GO): protein serine/threonine kinase activity; ATP binding
Source: RefSeq, a predicted model, not a curated record
UUGACUGCCGAAUGCAAGAGAACAUAGUUAAAUCAAAAUCCUGAGACGUUUCAAUUACGUACCUUAUCCGAUAAUUAAAUACCCAUUAAUCCUGUAAUUAACCAUGGUUAGCGUUUCCUAACCUUGUGUUCCCCUUGGUUCCUAUAAAUACUCUUCUGCAGGACCCUCAUGUUCUUCCAUAUUUCGAGCUUUGUUGGCUGUGCUCCUACCUUUUCUCAGAGUUUAUUCUUCAUAUAUAUAUAUUUCUCUGAUUGAUCUUGUACCUAUUUUGUUAGAUAAGAGACUGAAGCAAAUCUGUUGAACUUAAACGACAUAAACUUUGGUGUUUUAUGAUGCCUAGGGUGAACCCGGAUCCAUCUGACAAAGAUUCGGAGCCGUUCGUGGAGAUUGAUCCAACGGGCCGAUACGGCCGGUACAGCGAGCUACUUGGGUCUGGGGCAGUGAAAAAAGUCUACCGCGCGUUUGAUCAAGAAGAAGGAAUAGAAGUAGCAUGGAACCAAGUCAAACUAGGAAACUUCACAGAUGAUCCCGCCAUGAUUGACAGGCUUUAUUCGGAGGUCCGGUUGCUAAGAUCCUUAACGAACAAGAACAUCAUUGCCUUGUACAAUGUGUGGCGGGACGAGGAGAAAAACACGUUGAACUUCAUCACCGAGGUGUGUACCAGUGGGAAUCUGAGGGAGUACAGGAAGAAACAUAGGCAUGUAUCGAUGAAGGCGUUGAAGAAGUGGUCGAGGCAGAUUUUGAAGGGUUUGGACUAUUUGCAUACCCAUGAACCUUGUGUCAUUCACAGAGAUCUCAAUUGUAGCAAUGUUUUUGUUAAUGGGAACGUCGGUCAGGUAAAGAUUGGUGAUUUGGGUUUGGCUGCAAUAGUGGGGAAGAGCCAUUCGGCGCAUUCAGUGCUGGGGACGCCGGAAUUCAUGGCGCCGGAGCUCUACGAGGAGGAUUACACGGAAAUGGUCGACAUAUACUCGUUUGGAAUGUGCAUUUUAGAGAUGGUGACUUUGGAAAUUCCCUACAGUGAGUGUGACAAUAUUGCCAAAAUAUACAAGAAAGUGUCGUCCGGGGUGAGACCUCAGGCGUUGAGCAAGGUGAAGGAUCCGGAGGCGAGGGCAUUCAUAGAGAAGUGCCUUGCACAACCAAGGGCAAGACCCAAUGCAGCCGAGCUCCUCAAGGACCCAUUCUUUGAUGAACUUGAUAACGAUGAAAAUGAUGAAUCAUUUUCUUGAUGGAGGCAAAUCAUGCUGUCAUGCAUGUAUAUGGUCGAAUUUGUACUUGUCUAAUCUUAAUUAUUGUUUUUAACAUGUAUAUGUUUGUUUAUGAUGAUUGGGGUGGCUUAAGGCUUUGAAAUUA